This is a messenger RNA of Carya illinoinensis, 1254 nucleotides long. Its product is annotated as heat shock 70 kDa protein 4-like. NCBI's taxonomy places the organism in Eukaryota, Viridiplantae, Streptophyta, Magnoliopsida, Fagales, Juglandaceae. The coding region runs from base 1 to 1254 and encodes 417 amino acids. Gene Ontology annotation, cellular component: cytoplasm. The transcript has 4 exons. Gene Ontology annotation, biological process: protein refolding; cellular response to unfolded protein. Gene Ontology annotation, molecular function: ATP hydrolysis activity; ATP-dependent protein folding chaperone; heat shock protein binding. The record is from RefSeq and is a predicted model, not a curated record.
AUGGCCUGCGAAGGAGAGGGCACAGCAAUGGGGAUCGACCUGGGUACGACUCACUCAUGGGCGGGAGUGUGGCAACAUGACCGAGUAGAGAUAAUAGUGAAUGAUCAGGGUAUCAGGACGACGCCGUCCUGUGUCACCUUCACUGACAAAGAACGACUAGUUGGUGAUGCCGCAAGAACUGCAUAUCGAUACGGUCCUAAAUUUUAUCCAAAACCGGACCCAAUCAGACCUGUUACUUCAACUAUUACCCGUGCCAAGUUUGCGGAACUCAAUUUGGAUUUAUUCAUGAAUUCUAUUGACCCGUUGAGAAAUGUUUUGAGUGAUGCUAAGAUGGACAAGAGAAGUGUUCAUGAAAUAGUUCUUACGGGUGGUUCUUCAAGAAUUCCCAAAGUGCAGGAGCUGUUGCAUGAUAACUUCUUCGAUGGAAAGGAGCUUAAUAAAAGCAUCAACCCGGAUGAAGCUGUGGCUUAUGGAGCUGCAGUUCAAGCUGCAAAGUUGUCUGGUAUGGGUAGUGAGAAUGUUCGAGACAUUGUGCUUUUAGAUGUUACCCCUUUGUCACUUGGUGUGAUGGUCAGAGGAAGCGACAUGUCUGUUGUGAUUCCGAGGAAUACCGCUAUUCGAACCAGUAUGGAAGACACCUACACCACCAACUCUGACAAUCAAACAUCUGCAUUGUUCUCAGUUUACGAGGGUGAAAGAGCGAGAGUAGAGGAUAACUAUUGGUUGGGAGAGUUUGAGCUUUUCAACAUUCCUGCAGCACCAAGGGGUGUUUGUAACCUCAGAGUAUGCUUUGACAUCGACGAGAAUGGUAUCUUGAAUGUUUCUGCUAAGGAGGAGACUACUGGGGUGAGUUGUAAGAUAACUAUUACCAAUGACCAAGCGAGACUGUCCAGCGAAGAGAUCAAUAGGAUGGUGAAGGACGCAGUGAUAUACAUGGUUGAAGAUGAUGAGCACAGACAGAGAGCUAAGGCUAAGGCAGCUUUAGAAAACUAUGCCUACAAAAUGAGGCAUACUGUCAAUGAUAAAGAAAUUAGUACCAAGCUUGCCCCUGCAGGUAAGAAGAAGAUUGAAGUAGCAAUUGACCAGGUGAUUCAGUGGUUAGACGCAAUCGAGCUCGCAGAUGCAUGUGACUUUGACGCAAAGCUUAAAGGGCUUGAAUUAAUAUGCAAAGAAGAAAAGGUAACCAUUAAGCAGGGAAGUUCCCCCGAAGAUCGAGCUCUGGACAAGACAACAAUAGGAAGAUUGACUCCGUAG